GUGCCAAAACGCGUAAUCACUGUGUUAUCAAUGCGACAUGCAAAAACAUAACAUGUUUCCAUGAGACGUUUAAUUGCUCUAAUUGCACCGCCAUUGAAUCUUAAUGCAGAUCGUAAUAGUGCUAAUUAUCUAAUUAACUGGCUGUUCAUUAUGCGCUGGAGGAGGCAGAGCCUGGAGCGGGUGGAAGCCGAGCGGCACCCAGACAGCAGCCCUCCGAACAAUACAGCCGCGGUGUGGAGACCAGAUGCCAGGUGCACGAGCACCAGAACCUCCCCUGCGUCUCGAUCCAAACUUCCCACAAAUAAGCUCAUGACCAGGUGAAUAAAUCCGAAAUUAAAAGAGCAACAGUGUCCAUGCGAUCAAUGGCUGGGGGGAAAAUAAUAAACUUUAAAACGACACUAAAAGAGUGAUAGUGGGCUGUUAAAAAAGAGGCGGACUUAAAAAAACAAAACAAAACAAAACAAAAAAAGGGGGCAGAGCCGCGUCUCGCGGUGUGGGUGGGGCUGACAAGAAUAGACUACAUUAUGCAGUUCAUUUAGUUAACAAGUGAAAUAAUAGAGAAGCGUGCAGUGUGAAUGCUCAGAGAAAAGCACAAAACCCUAUUGAGAGAGAGAGAGAGAGAGAGAGAGAGAGAGACGGAUGCGUGCUCUGGAACUUAUUUAAGAGCCUGGUGUUCCUCUGCAGCAUCACUCUGCUGUCCAUCACACGAGAGAUUGGACCAUUUUUUUGGUGAAACGUGUCUGCGUUUUUCUGCGUAAACUUUUUUUUUGCGCGUUUUUUUCCACGUUAUUUUGUGCAAGAAAUAGAAGAAUAUAGAGAAGAUGCCACGGUCAUUUCUUGUGGACUCGUUGAUUUUGCGUGAGGCCAACGAGAAGGGCAGCGAGAACACGCCGCCGCCGCCGCUGCUGCCGUACACGGUGCACGCGCCGCACGCGCUCCACGGGCUGUCUGCGGCCGCGGCGGCGGCCGCGUCGUGCCACGCGCGCAAAGCCGGCCUGCUGUGCUUCUGCCCGUUGUGCAUGGCGGCGGCGUCCCAGCAGCUCCACCCGGCUCCCCCGGCACUCCCGCUGCUCAAGGCGGCGGCCGCGGCGGCCUCGUUCCCGGCGGCUUUCGGCUCGCAGUGCUGCCCGUCCGCGCUCUCGCGGCAACACUCGCCCUCCAGCGGCGUGCACGUGAACCACGCGGGACUUUACCAGAGCGCGUACUCGGUCGCGGACCCGCGGCAGUUCCACUGCAUGACGCUCGAAAGCAGCAACAGCCAACUCCAGAGCAGCAAGCGCAUGCGCACGGCGUUCACCAGCACGCAGCUCCUGGAGCUCGAGCGCGAGUUCACCUCCAACAUGUACCUGUCCAGACUGCGGCGCAUCGAGAUCGCGACCUACCUGAACCUGUCCGAGAAACAGGUCAAGAUCUGGUUCCAAAACCGACGUGUCAAGCACAAGAAAGAAGAAGGAGGUUCCCACAGAACGGGUUCUCUGCACUGCAAAUGUUCAUCCGCGCGCUGCUCGGAGGAAGAGGACGACACGCCCAUGUCACCUUCAUCAUCAGGGAAAGAGGACGCUGAUCUCUCAGUUAGCCCAUGAACCCUCCAUAAACAAGCAUGCAGAGAUCGCUCCAGAGCGCUCCACGUGCACAAUUCCUAAUUAGCUCUUUGAUUAGCCAAAUCAGGUGCUAGAUUUAUGUUCUGGAGCUCGAUUUGGAGAUGGCGGGUGCCAAAGUAGAAGCUCCAGAAACAAGAAACGUGUCUGAAAACAUAGUCAGAUGGUGUGGGUUUUCUGUGUGAAAAUAGUUCAAACUUUCCUUUAAUUGGUGCGCAACACAAAUCUCACCUGUACCUGAACUUUAUCUUGUCACUAGAGUGUAUCUUCCACCUUCCAAGGUGCCCAUGGUGUACUUCUGAACUUUAAAAUGUUCCUUUGAGGUCCAUGUUUGCACCUUAAACUUAUCGGUGUGAUAACAGUGAGAGGGAAAAGUUCACUAUUGUUACCUUUCUGAGAGGUGAUACUGAUCUUCUCUUUGAUUUUAGGGAGCAAUUUCGGACAUAUUUGGGGAUUUUAGAAAUGAUGAGGUUCCUGAUGCGAUCAGGUGAAUUUGCAUCUCUAAUGCAUAUCACGGUUUAUUGAUGCAGGUCAUCAGCUUCAGUCUGAAACCGCUUUCUCAACCUUUUCCUCCUAAAAUUCCGAAGUGCCGGAACAUUUUUUUUUUACUUUACUAAUAAAGUGAAAAGAUUCGUAUCGGUUUGACCUCAGAUUUAGUGGCUAAACUCCCAAAACUCCUCCCGAACUCCAAGAAAGAGAAGUGGAGUUUCCCUUUUCUCCUCAGGAGGUUUAUUAGUGAAAUAACAUUUCCCUGAAUGUGACUGUGUGUGUGUGUGUGUGUGUGUGUGUGUGUGUGUGUGUGUGUGUGUGUGUGUGUAAGUACUGAAGUCUGUAAAUAAGAGAGAGAAAGAGGUUUAUAUAAAUAUCAGGAACGCACGCGCGUCUCCGUCAGUACCGCUGUAUAUAACUGUACACAUGUUGUAUGAUUGUAGUUCUUUUUUUCUUUAUUGUUCUGUAUCACCAAAAGGGUUUUGAUAUCUAUAUAUAUAUAUAUAUACUCCAGAAUGGACCAAAUUUAGUCUGUCCUUAUUCAUUUCUUUUUGUUACCCCCCCCCUUUUGUCUAACAGUUGAGAUGUUUGAGAGAAGAAGCAUCAGCAUCUCACCUCCUGUAACUGUUUAUUCAGUGUCAUGAAAAUAUUUAUUUAUUUAAAACC
Molecule: messenger RNA, 2753 nt
Organism: Silurus meridionalis
Lineage: Eukaryota; Metazoa; Chordata; Actinopteri; Siluriformes; Siluridae
Gene: gsx1
Product: GS homeobox 1
Biological process (GO): regulation of DNA-templated transcription
Cellular component (GO): nucleus
Molecular function (GO): DNA-binding transcription factor activity, RNA polymerase II-specific; sequence-specific double-stranded DNA binding
Source: RefSeq, a predicted model, not a curated record